Molecule: messenger RNA, 1287 nt
Organism: Talaromyces rugulosus
Lineage: Eukaryota; Fungi; Ascomycota; Eurotiomycetes; Eurotiales; Trichocomaceae
Exons: 2
Coding region: 1-1287 (428 amino acids)
Biological process (GO): positive regulation of mitochondrial translation
Source: RefSeq, a predicted model, not a curated record
AUGUUUGUUCGUUCGCGACUUUGUUCCGGAUUGUCAAGACAACAUCAGGCGUUUAAUAGAUUACCAACGGUUUCUUUGAAUGGGCGAAAUGGCUUUUUCUCUUCAGCAGUCAAAUUUGCGCCGAAGCAACCUGCAGGAGGAGACAUAGCCCAAAAAAAGGAAACUGCUUCGGAAAAGGCAAGCCAGGCAAACCGGAGGAAAACAGCCGCAAACACAUCGCUUCGACGAGUUGCAGUAGAGGCACAGCGCUCAAGAGAUGGCAUUCUAUCGGGAAGCCAGCUCUCUGAGAAGGGAACCGGGCAAUCCAAGACGGUGACAGCGUACGCGGUUGCUGAGCGAUUCGACCUGUCUCGGGUUAGAGAUAUCCUACAAGAAAAAGGCUACGAACCCGAUCCUUUCAAUACUCAACUCUACCCACAAGUACUACAUGUCCAAGUUCCGCUUGAUUCCGUUCGUCGAAUGACAAACCCAAGUGUCGCAGACCUGCCUUCUGAUGAAGCAGGGGAUAUAUUCAUUUUCCCUUCUGGGACUGUUGUUGCGUGGUCACUUCCAGACAGCUUUACUUCGUAUUUCGCCUCGAGGACACUGCAGCCAGCAGCUGUUGGGCUGCAUACGGAUAACCCAGAGACCGAAAAUUUGGACUUUGUGGAGGACACAGAACGGGAAAACAGCUAUAUCAAAGGGGACACUAUUGUACUUGGCACGAAACAGAAUCCGGCCGACCCGCAGCCAACGUCAUUAAACCGGCAGAGUAUCGAGACGGUACUGACGAAAAUCGCAUUUUCAUCCGGGCUAGCGCGCAGCACGAAGCUUGCUGUUCUCGAGAGCCUUUUAUUUGACUAUUUUGAGUCGACUCGCGAUAUCCCGACGCUGCUUUCUCGCGGCUCACGGCUACCGUUCACCCGGGGUUUUAUUCUUCGAAAGACAGGGCAGCUGCUCAGCGUAAGAGCACAGCUGAACCUGUAUUCCGAGCUGACCGAUUCCCUGCCGGAUCUCUUUUGGGACAGCCGACACGACCUAGGUCUUGAGGGGUACUACGAACAAGUGGGCAGGGCCUUGGAUGUCGGCAUCCGCAUCAAGCUGCUGAAUGAAAAGAUGGAUUAUGCGCAGGAAAUCGCGAGUGUUCUCCGUGAGAGGCUGAGUGAGACCCACGGACUCCGCCUGGAGUGGAUUAUUAUUCUCCUCAUUGCUGUCGAAGUUGGGUUUGAGAUUCUGCGUCUUCUAUCAGAGCGCGACCUGACCAAAAAGGAGCAGGAGCAGGCACAGAGUGGAGAACAGACGCAGUGA